Molecule: messenger RNA, 2427 nt
Organism: Stegastes partitus (bicolor damselfish)
Lineage: Eukaryota; Metazoa; Chordata; Actinopteri; Pomacentridae
Product: proteoglycan 4
Exons: 16
Coding region: 14-1750 (578 amino acids)
Biological process (GO): immune response
Molecular function (GO): polysaccharide binding; scavenger receptor activity
Source: RefSeq, a predicted model, not a curated record
AGGCUCGAGCAAGAUGUACAGGAGGAUGUCUUCCACACUGUUUUAUGCUGUUGUUCUGCUGGCGUGUGCUUUGAAAUUCAGUUCCAGUCAGACGAGCUGCAAAGGUCGCUGUGGUGCUGAGUACUACAGGGGCUACAUGUGCCAGUGUGACUUCACCUGUCUGGCUUAUGGGGAGUGCUGCAGCGAUUUUGAAUCUCAGUGCACCACAAAAAACUCCUGUCUCGGGCGAUGUGGAGAAGCUUUUAAAAGAGGCCGGCUGUGCAGCUGCGACCCUGAUUGUGUGAAGUACAAGCAGUGUUGUCCAGAUUUCAAACUCCACUGUGACGCAGAAGACCAAAUCAUGGGAGCAUCCAGUGCAACAGCACCGGGGAAGACAAAUUCAUGCAAUAAUGUAAAUGAUAACAAACCUAAAGACACAGUUGUUGAUGCAGUGGAUCAGCCGUCUACAUUCAGCGAAGGAAAUGAUGCAGAUGACUACGUGGUUCCUCUGGACGGUCCAACAGAAAGCCCAACGGAUGAACUUGGUAUGAACAGCAAAAUCUCUCCUGUUGACGACUUUUCCAACAACGGAGUGGAGGAGCUGGAGGCAAGUCCAAUCCCAGAGAGCACCAGUGGUUAUGGAUCCACUCCAGCUGACCUGCUGGUUCAAGGUUCUACUGAGCCCACUCUGGUUACAGACACCAUGGAGUUCACUACCGAGCCAGCGUUCACAGCCGUACCCCCCAGCACAGAGGACUCCACCACCAUCCCUGACUCUUCAUCGUUGGACUCGACAGCCGCCCCAGAAGAAACCACUCCAAACCCUGACGCUGAUGUCCCAACCGGGCCUCCUACUGCUCUGGUGGACGUUGAGGACGAUUCCACCGGGGUUUCUCCACAGGGAUCAGAGCUCGAUGUUGAAGCAACCAACCUCCCCUCAUCCACUGAUGACGUUACCCCUGAUAUAACCACUGCUGAUCCGCUAAAGCCUCUGGAUGUUGAGCAAACCUCCAACAUGGAUGACACCAGAGGUUACCAAGGAGAUGACAGCAACGAUACCAACCUGUGCAGCGGGCGGCCGGUCGGCGCCGUCACCACCCUGAGGAACGGCACCACGGUGGUGUUCAGAGGUCACUACUUCUGGUAUCUGGACAGAAACAGGGUACCAGGUCCGGCUCAAGGCAUCACACAGGUGUGGGGCGUCCCGUCCCCCGUCGACACCGUGUUCACUCGCUGCAACUGUCAGGGAAAGACGUACAUUUUCAAGGGAAACCAGUACUGGAGGUUUGAGAACGAUGCUCUGGACGUUGGCUAUCCCAAAGCUGUGUCGACAGGCUUUGAUGGGCUGCGAGGCCACAUCACAGCUGCUCUGUCCGUCCCUCAGCACCGCAGCAGGAGAGAGUCCGUGUACUUCUUCAAGAGAGGCGGAUAUGUCCAGAAGUAUUCAUACCAGUUUGGUACCAGUCCAACAUGUAGCAGGAAACCUCAAUAUGCCAUUUACACAGUCCGCAACCGAGUGGCCCGGCAAGCAGUGUCUGUCCUAGAACCAGCCAUCAACAUCCGGACGUCCUGGAGAGGCUUCCCCUCCACCAUCACGGCCGCCGUGUCCAUCCCAAACAACCAAGAACCGGAGGGAUACAAAUACUACGUCAUCUCAAGAACAAAAACCUACAACGUGAGGAUGAGCGGCGAGCGUCCCGUCCUGGCUGCUCCCAAAGCCAACGCCCCGCCUCAGGCCAACGACGUCUUCAAGUGUCCAAAGAAAGUGUGACCGAAAAACAAACAUCCACCUUUCACACCAACGUCGUUACAGUUCUUAAUUUUAUUAUAUUCUUCAUAAAACACGCUGCUUCAGCUUGGACUGUAAUUACAAAAAGGUACGUUCCAAGGACGUUAGAAAACAAACCACAGCAACAGAAAAGAAAACAACGAGCUUCAGAACAAGUGAACAUUAUCAAGAUUGAAGAGUCUAAACGAGCUGAUGUGAAAUGUGUCUGGCGGGAAUGAUGAGCUGUCACGUCUUCUGAUUGGUGCUUCUUCAUCUUGCGAACCGUCGUGGACCUCGAGAAGGAAAGGCCUGACCUGUUGAGGUGGAAAACACAUUCUUAGAGGAGUCUGCUAUACUGAUGUAAAAAUUCUGUACAGCAAAUGUAUGAAUGUACGAUGAUGUUUACGGUUUCUCUUGUUAUCAUUAAAAACUGAACUAUAAGGGACAACGUGCACUCAGUUGUUUUCUUUAAAACAAUCAACACGAAAGUCGUCAGUGAACAUUUGAGAAUCAGAAAACACGAGUAUAUAUAUCUGUGAAGAACACGUUGCACAGAGAGAUAAAUCAGUUUUAGAUGAUUUAGUGCGACAACUAGAAAAGAAAAAAAGAGAAACAUCUCUAAAGCUGUUUAUACAUUGCAGAUGAAACCCAUAACUUCACAGUAAAGACGGAGUGUUGAG